AUGGCGGCAUUCACGUCCCCUGCCGACAGAGCUCAUCCGCAGCGCGUGUCCUUCGGUGGCGGGGUUCCGUCGGGUGCCGAUAGACCCGCCGCUGCCAGCGGGCCCGAACCCCGAGAAAAGGCCCGGCGACGAAAUCGGGUGAUACAUUCGUGUCUUGAGUGUCGUCGGAGGAAGAUGAAAUGCGACAGGAAAAAUCCCUGUCAGAACUGCUGUGCAUCGCUGUUGCGAUGCGUCUAUGUUCCUACUGUAAACGCAGAUGCCCAGUUGCGUCAAAGAUUGACCGAGAUGAAAGAGGCCAAAGAUGCGAUCGAUGACACUUUUCGGGGGAUCAACGGAAGCCCCCAAAGCGAUGAUUCGAAUACUUCCGCCGAUGAUGGUUAUUUGGAGCCGACACCUCUAGCAGUUCAAGAUGCAGCCUAUGCGGAUGAAGCUGAUGAUGAUAUUGAAGACCUGGGCUUCAGAAUUGGCAGGAUGAGGAUGGGAGCAAGGAUCGGAGGCUAUUACCGUCCCAAUAUUGCAGACGAGAUCUUGCUUUGCCUUCAACAGAAUCCCAGAGGGCCUCCUACCCCAAUGAUGACCUCUGGUACAACGGAGGACCUUUUGCGACCAGGGCCGUAUUUUACGGUACCUUCUACCGACUAUUUGUUUAGCCAGGCUUCUUCGGGAAAGGAUUUGACUCGAUUUCUCCCCCCUCGCACUGCUGCAGAUAAGUUAAUGGAAUGCUAUUGGGAUGCGGUUCAUCCGGUGUCUCGAGUUGUCCAUCGACCUUCAUUCACUCAACGAUACGAAACUCUAUGGGAGACAAUAGAAAAUGGAUAUCCGGUGCCACCGUCGCUCGCGGCAAUAGUAUAUUCCAUUCUGUUUUCUGCUUCUGUUGCAAUGUCCCAAGAACAGAUUUCAGAGCUUUGCCAAACCUCCAAGCAAGAUUUGAAGGAUAAUUUGCAACUAGGUACCGAGCGCGCUCUCGGUCGAGCCCAGCUGCUUAGAGCAAGCAAGUUUGAGACCUUACAGGCAUUUACUGCUCAGCUUCCAAUAUGUCUCAACGAGAUAUCUCGAGCUCAUUCUGUUUUAACCGGUAUGCUGAUUCGACUGGCCGAGUGCAUGGGGCUUCACCGUGAUCCUACUGAGUUUGGGUUUUCUCCCGUCGAGUGCCACACACGGCGCUUAGUCUGGUAUCAAAUCUGCUAUCUUGAUCUCAAGACAAGCUCAGCCCAAGGUCCUCGCCCAUUCAUUCACAGAGAUGGGUAUACGACUCGACUUCCUCUGGACGUGACUUCAUUGCGAACGCAUACAAAGGACUCACUUCCUUGGAACGACCUGAUAUUCUCCAUGAUCCGAUUUGAAUGCCAGGAAAUGCAUCGGCAAAACAUAGCAUUUCGCAACGAACUGGAUCAAAAGAGAAUUGGCCUGACCAAAGUGAUAUCCAAGGUAGAGGCAUUUCGCGUUGAAAUGGACGCCAAAUACGGCCCUUAUCUCAAUGUGGCGUCUCCAAGUCCGAUGCAGAGGAUGACCAUUUUAGUGCUCAAGCUAUUUACAAGCCUCUUCUAUAUCAAUAUUUUGAAUCGAUACAUGACCGGCGUCACAUAUCUGAUUCCCGACAGGUUGCGCCAAAUAGUGCUGACCAAAGGCACCGACGCUUUGGAAGCCGCGGUAGAGCUAGAAUCAGCAACAGACCUUCAGAAAUGGGCCUGGUACAGUUCUUCCUGGCAAGACUACCAUACUGCGUUGCUGUUGCUUCUAGAAGUCUUUCUUUUCCCAAUGCGCAGGGAGUCGAGCCGCAUAUGGUGUUGCUUGGAUUUUAUCUUCGCGGAUGCUAUCUCGAACCUCCCUCCGAUGGAUCAAAAAGGAGUGGUGCCGAGCAUCCACGAAGUUAUUGCAUACCGAGAUAGUAAAGCGAGAUAUCUCCUCAUGAUUAUUGUCGAGUACACGCGUGCUUACCAAAACACAAAAUGGUUGAAGACUCCAAUUCGGUACGAGGACUCGACUGUUGAUCCGCUUCGGAGGGAUGACGAUGAUUCCGGCUCUAGAACGCCAUUUAAUUAUGCACACUUGGAACCUGGGACAGAUACGAGCUCUCGCUAUGCUUCACUGCCUCCCAGCGGUGUCAGGUCUGGCCAUGCUGAGGUACAGUCGGGAUUAUUUCUACCACCUACGGUAACGCCAAUAGAAAAUGGCCCUGGUCCUGACAAUGAGUAUUUGGAUACUCUGGGCAAUAUAGCUAGUACUUGGGGAACGGCUUCUGGAGGAAUUUCUCCCUGGGUGCAAUUUGGAGAGCCAGGGCUUGACGGAGACACAGGCCCAGUGCUUCACUCGGGUUACGGGAACUACUCCACGAACACAACGCCUGAUGGGAGCUCUUCGACAGCGCCUCACGAACUGAAUGGACCGUCGGACGACCUAAAUCCACAGAUGCUAGAGGUCGACUGGAACCUUUGGGAUACUAUAUUCCCACCACAAAUCAAUGAUGGCCACUUGGACAUACCUGAUGAUGGUUUUUGGAGUAUAGGUCACGGUUACCAUACUUGA
Messenger RNA from Penicillium verrucosum, 2526 nucleotides. RefSeq names its product Zn(II)2Cys6 transcription factor. The coding region runs from base 1 to 2526 and encodes 841 amino acids. Gene Ontology annotation, molecular function: DNA binding; zinc ion binding; DNA-binding transcription factor activity, RNA polymerase II-specific. NCBI's taxonomy places the organism in Eukaryota, Fungi, Ascomycota, Eurotiomycetes, Eurotiales, Aspergillaceae. Gene Ontology annotation, biological process: regulation of DNA-templated transcription; DNA-templated transcription. The transcript is spliced from 6 exons. The record is from RefSeq and is a predicted model, not a curated record.